AUGGGAAGUAGUUACAUAAAACCGCCGAAGAAAUACAUCUCAAAGGAUUUGGUUAUGAGGAAUCUAGAUCUCCAGGAAAAAGAGUUUGAUAAGCUUGUUACACUAUGCGGAGUACAUCCUUACAUCCCCAAGAACAACCGAAAAGUCGACCAAGGAGAUGGAUUUUACUAUAGAAUAUCAGAUGCCAACAAACUUCUUCAUUCUGAUGUCUACAGGAAAUUGAUCAUAAAUAGAGAUCUUGAGAACAAAAAGAAGAGAUAUACUGGAACAGGGUUUGAAUACAAAAUUAAAAACAUCCACUACAAAGAAUAUGGAUAUGUAGACCUAAUCAAAAGCAGAUGCAAAGGAUUUGGUGAGGCUGUGGAUGAAUUGAAUCAUACUCUAAGCAAUCUAUACCUAGGGAGGAUGCUCAAUCUGAAUGAUGGAAUAUCAGAGGUCAUCGAGAUGUUUGAGAGGUUUGUUGCCAAAAAGUCCUUACUUGAGUAUUCAUAUAUGUCGAAGUCUGGAAUUUAUAACCAGAUGACUUUAGGAAAGGUAAAGGUUGUUUGGUUCGUUCCGUACCCAGGAGCAGAGCUAAAGGAUAUAGUAGAAGAGAAGAAGGACAUGCCGAAGAAAUUUGAGUGGAGUGAGCCGAAUUUUCUAGACUUUUUAUCUUCUUCCGAAGAAUCAUCUUCUGAACUUGAAGAAAGGGAAGAGGCCUACAACGAUCCUAGAAAGAUUGAUAUCUCCCUUCUUUCACACUCGAUUCCUCUUCUUAUGACGCAUUGCAAACUAGUUCUCCACAAGUUAGAAAAGGUUUAUGAAUCUCAUGAGGGAGGACGAAAGAUAUUCUCAGAUGUAAAGUUUUAUAUUGAAAGUAAAGCAGUCGAGGGUGCUCUAAGGCUCAUUGUCCUGAGUUGUGGAGGAAGCAUAGUAGAAAGCCCACAUGAGGCAAAUAUCCAUAUAUCUGAAAAGAUUGAUGAAAUGGUGGAAAAUGUAGCAUACUUGCAGCCACAGUAUUUAUUUGAUUGUUUGAAUCAAGGAAAAAGACUUUACGCAGAAUCUUAUUCCGUGGGAAGAAAACUACCUAAGCAUAUUUCUCCUUUUGCUUCAGUAGACAGUAUUAUUUCAAAGGAAAGCCUUAUGACGAUGUCAAAGACUAGAAGACAUAAAAUAGAGGAUUUAAUUAAUAGGUUUGAAGAUGUUAAAUAUGAUCACUAA
Molecule: messenger RNA, 1200 nt
Organism: Encephalitozoon romaleae SJ-2008
Lineage: Eukaryota; Fungi; Microsporidia; Unikaryonidae
Exons: 1
Coding region: 1-1200 (399 amino acids)
Biological process (GO): maturation of LSU-rRNA from tricistronic rRNA transcript (SSU-rRNA, 5.8S rRNA, LSU-rRNA); ribosome biogenesis
Cellular component (GO): PeBoW complex; nucleolus
Molecular function (GO): RNA binding
Source: RefSeq, a predicted model, not a curated record